GCUAAGCAGGUGAAAAUCAGUGCUGUAAACCAAUAAUAUUAUUAAACGACUUGACAACUCUAGUUUUGACAUUCUGUGGACCGAAAAAGUCGUUCGUUGGGCAUUUGCAACUCGAAAUAACCAACAAUAAGUAAAAUGCUGCGGUCCAGACUUAUACAAGCAGCUAAUGCUGCCCAACGCACAUUUUCCACAACUCCCAGAGCGCUGGCGGCCAAGCAGAUGACCGUCCGUGAUGGUCUCAAUAGCGCCUUGGACGAUGAAUUGGCACGCGAUGAUCGCGUCUUUCUGCUGGGCGAAGAAGUAGCACAAUACGAUGGUGCCUACAAGAUAUCGCGUGGACUGUGGAAGAAGUAUGGCGACAAGCGCAUCAUUGAUACGCCAAUUACAGAAAUGGGCUUUGCUGGCAUUGCUGUGGGUGCUGCCAUGGCUGGUCUGCGUCCUGUAUGCGAGUUCAUGACCUUUAACUUUUCCAUGCAGGCUAUUGACCAUAUCAUCAACUCGGCCGCCAAAACAUUUUAUAUGUCAGCGGGCGCUGUUAAUGUACCCAUUGUGUUCCGUGGCCCCAAUGGCGCCGCCUCUGGUGUCGCAGCCCAGCACUCGCAGUGCUUUGCCGCCUGGUAUGCUCACUGCCCUGGCCUGAAGGUUGUGUCGCCCUAUGACACUGAGGAUGCUCGCGGUCUACUCAAGUCUGCCAUUCGUGAUCCUGAUCCAGUUGUGGUUCUGGAGAACGAACUGAUGUAUGGCACAGCAUUCCCCAUUGAUGAUAAGGUCACUGAUCCUGACUUUUUGGUGCCCAUUGGCAAGGCCAAAAUUAUGCGGCCAGGCAAGGACAUCACGUUUGUGGCCCAUUCUAAGGCGGUUGAGACAUGUCUGCUUGCUGCCGCUGAGCUUGCCAAGAAGGGCAUUGAAGCUGAGGUCAUUAAUCUGCGCUCCAUUCGCCCACUAGACAUGGCCACCAUUUUUGCCUCAGUGCGCAAGACGCAUCACUUGGUAACCGUGGAGAACGGCUGGCCUCAGCACGGUGUUGGCGCUGAAAUCUGUGCUCGCAUCAUGGAAGAUCAAACAUUCUUCGAGUUGGAUGCUCCUGUUUGGCGCUGUUGUGGCGUUGAUGUGCCCAUGCCAUAUGCCAAGACACUGGAGGCUCACGCACUGCCACGCGUUAACGAUCUUACUGAGGCCGCACUCAAAGUGCUUGGCGGCAAGGCUGGCAAGGCAGUUGCUGCUGCUAAGUAAGCACGACGAAUAGGAAAAUGCAAUCUAAAUUAUCUGUCCCCAACGAAUUCGAUUUGAAAAAA
Molecule: messenger RNA, 1295 nt
Organism: Drosophila busckii
Lineage: Eukaryota; Metazoa; Arthropoda; Insecta; Diptera; Drosophilidae
Gene: Pdhb
Product: pyruvate dehydrogenase E1 component subunit beta, mitochondrial
Exons: 5
Coding region: 136-1233 (365 amino acids)
Biological process (GO): pyruvate decarboxylation to acetyl-CoA
Molecular function (GO): pyruvate dehydrogenase (acetyl-transferring) activity
Source: RefSeq, a predicted model, not a curated record